CUAUGUUAUGGGUGCGUGCAUUUGUGUUGUCCGGUGUUUGAAGACGCUUUGGAAUUCGCUUUCAAUUUCUUCGUAGGGAAAAUGUCGGGUGAUACCGAUAAAGCGAAAAUCAGUGACAAUCAGGAUGAAGACAAGAAGUCUGGAGCGGGUGAUGGGCAGACAACAGAAGACGAAUCGUCACAGGACUCUAAGGGUGAGUCGCAGGCCACUGAGACAGAUGCCCAAGGUACCGCUGAUGUAGAUCAACAGAAUGCAGACAAGAAACUGAAUGAUGAAGGUGAUGUAAAAUCAACUACGGCCAAUGGUAAGGAUGAUCCCGCUGAAGAUUCAAAAGAUGACAAGAGAGAGGCUAAAGCCGACAGCGAUGCUAAAAAGGAAGAAAACGGUGAGACACAUGAUGAUGAUGAGAAAGAUGCCGUAAAAGAAAACGACAAGGGAGCUAAGAAGGCCGCUCCUAAGAAAAAACCUAAAAAAGAGGACACUGAAGAGGAGGAAGAAGACGAAGACGAGGAAGAAGAGGAAGAGGAUGAGAUGGAUGAUGAAGGGGAAGAAGAUGAAGCGCCUAAAGAAAAGGUGAAAAAGCCAGCUAAGAAACCGAAAGAUGACGAUGAAGAGGGUGAUGAAGAAGGUGACGAGGAGGGUGAAGAGGAAGAGGAGGAGGAGGAAGAAGAAGAGGCGCCCAAACCUAAGCCCAAGAAGGAGCCUACAGAACCACCAGUGCCUCUACCAGCGGGCAAGGGAAUACCACUGGGACACAUUAGUAACGUUGAAGUGUCUCUUUCACGGUUCAAGACUCAAGACCAGAAGAUAUUACAUCAGUACUUAUAUGGCCAACUGUGUUUAGACCGAAAUGUGAAGAGGAACAUAAAGAAGUUCAAAGGAUACGAAUGGGCCAUUGGCUCGACGGAAUACAAAGCCAAGCUGGAAGAAACGUCGAAGAUGGAAAUGAAACAGCUGCGCACCAUGUGCGAAAUGCUCGACUUGGAUAAGAAAGGCGGUAGUUCGGAACUGGCAGCGCGCCUGGUGGGAUUCCUGCAGCAGCCCGUGGCCAACUCGCCGCACGCGCGCGGGCAGGUGCGCCCCGCCCCCGCGCCCGCCGCGCCCGCGCCCGGCGGCCGCCCGCGCCGCUCCGCCACCGUCAAGCUGCACAACCGCGGCUACUCUGAUGAGGAAUAUGAAACUGAUCCAGAAACUAAAGUAAAAGGACCCAAACCAGUGAGAGAUGGCUCGGAAGAUUCUGAUGGGUCGUUCAACCCGAGCGGGUCGGAGGAGGGCGACUCGGACUUCGACCCGGAGGCGGGCGAGGGCGCGGGCGGGGCCCACGCGCGCCGCCGCCGCCCCGGGCCCGCGCGCCGCCGCUCGCACACCAAGCCCGCGCGCCGCGGCCGCAAGCCCAAGGGCAAGCCCGCCAAGGUAUUCAUUAAUAUUUAUUGUCGAUUAGGUAAUAUAAAGAAAAGAAGAGAAAAAAAAUAUAAAUUUGGCC
Messenger RNA from Diatraea saccharalis (sugarcane borer), 1483 nucleotides. Lineage: Eukaryota; Metazoa; Arthropoda; Insecta; Lepidoptera; Crambidae. The record is from the annotation of a GenBank genome assembly.